CCUGCUGUCCUUUUUGCGGCUCUUCUGCCUCCUGGUCCUACUACAUGAUGUGAUGUGAUUAUGUGAUUAUAUUAUUAUUAUUUUUUUUCCCCUUUUUCCCCUUUUUCCCCUUUUUCUCUUUUUUUCCCUUUCCCCUUUCUACGAUACUUUUCUUCCCGCCACGUCUUCCGCUACACUACUUUAUAAACCUGUUAUGUCUGUCCAUGUUCCGUUCCGCCUUCCGAGCGCCAGCGCCGGACGCACCAACGACCCUGGUGGCUCGACCGGUCUGCCUGCGUCCCUCCCGCCUGCGUCCCGCCUGUGUCCCGCCUGUGUCCCCGGCUGUUGCCCGAGCGACCCGCCUGCUCCUCCCUUAUCGGCGUCUCUGACGUCGUCUGCGCCGCCCUCUGUCUCUGUCUGGCGGCCUAACACCGCAGCCCCCGUCGGGUGCAACCCCCUCAUCCGUGCCGUCCUGCAGACGGCCCAUUCGGCCACCCGGCCGUCUCCGGCCUGUGCGGCGUCCCGCCAAGCGGUGUGCGGAGAUGUCCGAAAUUACCACACGGGGCCGGGCAACGACGUUUCCCUUGUUGAGGCCGCCGUCGGGUGCCCUGCGGCCUGUGGCCUGAUCUGGGGGGCCGAUAAGCUUCUCUCUUGACAGGUAACGUGGCCGGGAACAGCAGGGCCAUGCAGCCGGGUCCGCGUAUCAGGCCAGAUGCGCCAGACACCCCGUGGACCGGCACCUGCGACGUGGUUGGCGAGCUUAUCAGACGUCGCACCGGUUGGGCGCCCGGAGAAUGCCUUGCUGCGGGCAGACGAGGGCA
Molecule: messenger RNA, 800 nt
Organism: Pichia membranifaciens NRRL Y-2026
Lineage: Eukaryota; Fungi; Ascomycota; Pichiomycetes; Pichiales; Pichiaceae
Exons: 1
Coding region: 194-634 (146 amino acids)
Source: RefSeq, a predicted model, not a curated record